CGCAGGCAGAUGGGACGCCGAGCUGGAGCAGCCGGACACGGACAGGUAACGGUGAACCGCGUUCCCGGGGUCGGGAAGCGCCGCAACCGCGUGGCGAAAGCGCCCGUUCGGCGGUGCGCUGGUGUGCGGCGCCGUGCGUGUUUGGGAAAGCCUCCCGUGUGUUUCGGAAAGCCUCCCGUGUGUUUGGGAAAGCCUCUGGCGCUGGGACGCGCGUCCCGCUCCCUCUGAGGGAGCGUGUGUCGGGAGCGGCCGCCAGGCGGCGCCGCCGCGCGGGGAGCGCGCCGUGGCUCCGCCCGGCCCGUGGGGCCGCGCGCGGGGCCGGUGGCGCGGCCAUGGCGGAGCGGGACGGGGGCGGCGCGGGCAGCGCCCCGCGGGCCGCGGGCGGCGGGAAGAUGUCCCUGCACAGAUGUGAAACCUGUAGCAAAGAAGAAGCUAAAUACAGAUGUCCACGAUGCAUGAAAUAUUCGUGCAGUCUGUUGUGUGUAAAGAAACAUAAGCUUGCACUGAGCUGUAACGGAGUCAGGGAUAAAACAGCAUUUGUCUCUGUAAAUGAAUUUACUGACUUGAACCUUUUGAGUGAUUAUCGUUUCCUGGAAGAUGUAGGAAGGACAGCUGAUGCUGCUGCUCGACAUUGUAUUGUGCAUAGUCCAGCAACAAAAAGACUUUUACAGUGCUUGAGAAACAAAGCUCGAGGGUGUAAUAUUGAGCUGAAAACACUGCCUGUGGGAUUUACAAAAAGAAGAGAAAAUUCAACCACGUUCAAUUCCAUGGAGAACAAGUUCUACUGGCAUUUGAAGCUCGUAUUUCCUCACUGUCAUGCUGAGUACACUUUAAAACGGGUGCCUGAUGAUAAAACACUCACUGAUAUCCUUAAGCCGUACAUUGAUCCAGUGGAGUCGGAUCCUGUAGUUUGUCAAAGAUUAAAAAUCUAUACAGCAUCUCCUCAGUCAGAUGUACAAAUUUUAAUGAAAAUAGAAAACAGGAGCCGAAACUCUGUCAGGUACAAUGAACUGGAUGCCAGUAGAAGCCUCUUAGACAAUUUGAAAGGCAAAGUAAUAAUUGAGUAUCCAACAUUAUUUGUGGUCUUGAAAACACUGAAGAAUGACAUGGUGGUUCUUGGCAAAGAUGGCAGUGAACCUGUAGAGAACUCGGACAGUGAAAGUUCAUCUGUUUCAUCUGUGGAGGAAGGGGAAAUUCGGGACAGUUCAUGACGGUGCUUUGAGAGGAGAGGGUGGAAUGAGCUUUUUGGGUUUUUAAUUAUUUAAUUAAAUGAUUUUUUUAUACAACUGAAUUCCUAGAGGUUUGGUUUAACUUUCUUCGCUAAAGUGCCUGCCUAUUUUUGGAUUUAGUAAUGCAUAUUUAGGGAUGUAAAUAAAGAGAUGGGGAACUGCUGAAAAAAAAUCAUAUUCUUAUUUAAUUGCAGCCUUCAAUUGCACCAUUGUUUUUCAUUUUUUUCAUUUUCCUCUAUCAAGCUCAGUGUCUGACUUCCAGGUUUAAAUAUCUGACCACGUAUUUGUAUUUUAUGUGGAUUUGGGUCUUAAUGCUUGAACUUACUGAAGAAAAAUGAAAUCUAAUUCUAAUGAAAUUGAUGUUUCAUUAGACAUAGACCCUGAAAAGGGUCUUUUGUUACUUUUGACUUUAGUCUUUUAUGGUGACAUUUCGGGUGCUUUGGUGCAAUACUUUUUUUGUCUUACUUAGUUGCAUUCUUGUUUAAUAUGUUAAUGGACAGGUGUUUUCAGGGUGGCUUGUUGCUGUAUGUUUAUUCUUCUACCCGGAUCUUCUACAUUAGCGUGGGGUUUAAAAUCAACAGAAUUGGAUGCAGAGAGUGGCACUGAUGCAAAUAUACUGCACUUCUAAAGAAUGUUUGUGUUCUGCAUCUCAUGUUCCUAGUAUACCUACUGAAGUUAGGUAUUGUAAAUACUUACUGACAUAUCAACUCCAUUUAUCUACUUUAAAACAAAUAAAUUGUAAAGGAAAAAAAAAUCCUGUACUUUAUCAUCUGCUGACAAUAGAAGUUUGUGGUUAACUUCUGGGAAGAUUUCUAGAUCACAGACCACGUAUCCCUGCAUCCAAGUCCCCCCUGCCUGUGGGGUCUGUUGCAAGUGAUGCAGGACAAGUGAGCCCCCGUACCCACUUGCACCAGGGCAUUGUCAUGACUCAGCAUCAGUGUUGGAGUUAGUGUGCAAGGGUCUAGCCAGGUCAGUGUAAAGUCUUCAGGAUACGAUCCCUCUCUGAACAGCUCUAUGAGGUUGUUGCUGCCUGUAUUAUUACUCCAGUCUCUGUCUCCUGCUUGAGACUGGCACCAUCUGUGACAAAAGUUGGUGUCCUGGGUGCAUGUUCAAUUGCCAUGAAGAUGAUAUUUCAGUUGUAAGCGUUCUUCCUGCCAGUGCUGACAUAGUAGGUAGAAAUACAGCAGAAAGUAGCGAAGGAACUUGUGGAGGUAACAGGAGGCUGUGGGAGCAAUACAGGGGAGGGCUGAGGCUUCCAGGCUCUGUCUAGGCUUCAGGGCCCAGGAUGCUAGGUCCUCACCAGUCAUGCUGCUGCAUGGAGAGGAUUUCGGGAAUGUUCAAAGUUUUAGAAAUUUGGGGGUUUUUCCUUUUGUUCACCAUGACAUCUCACCAUGACAUCUCACUACUAAGUUUGGACAGACUGUCAGACCUUUGCAGUCACAUACUACUUUCUCUCUCAGUGGUGUCACGUGUCCUUUCCUUGUGUGUUUUGCAAACCCUGGUAAAACAGGGAAGUUUUUCUUCUUGCCUGGCAGUAGCCACCUGUGCUCUGUUUUCCUUUUUACUCAUUGUUGGUCCUCUGCCCACCUCUUGUUUCAAUGUUUGUUUUUUUAACCCUUUAUAAAGGACUAGAAUUCCUAGCUAUAGGUGCUGCUUUCAUAUUUUUUCAGUUGAGUGAAAGUGAAUAAGCUUUUCCUAAUCAGUGAUUGCUGCACACUGACUUGGUAGCCACGAAUUACUUUAAACCAGUCUUGAACUCAUUCAUAGUAAUACCAAUAAAAGAGCAGAACAGCGAAACUGCCACAGUUCAUUUGCUAGAAAAUGUUUCAUCUGGAGUAAAGGCAUGGCAUUUCUGCUGGAUUCAUAGCACAGUAAGGAGAGUGCUGCAAAUGUUAGUGUUGAUCUGCAUGUGCGUGUGAUUAGUCUUUGGCUGAGGAACGCAGAUUUGUAAUUCCCAUUACUUUCCUGUGCUCUUGGGGGUUUUCAUGAAUUGUACGAAAGGGUUUUGCCUCUGGGGUUUUUUUCUUAUAUAAAUCUAGUUUAAGCUUCCUUAUGAGUCAAAACACAGUUUAAUUCAUUUUUAAAUGAAGAUGUUGUUAAAUCUAUCCUUCAGAUUUAGCUCCUUCUCUACCUUAAAGAAGGCUUUAAAAAUGAUUAAGGAACAUUCCUGUGGUGGUUACUAGAACUGAAACUUCCCAGACAGAGCUAAGAAUCAUCUUUCAGAGUUCAAUCAAAUCGAGAGCCUUAGUAACAUUUGCCAUUCAUUCCUAGGUUACUACUUACCUAUUUUUACAGUUACACUAGUUUGAACAGUGAUGAUUCAUCAAAUACAAACCCAGAUGCAAUUCAAAUAUUUUAUUCAGUUUUCCUAAGCUUUUUCAAUUUUUCUUUAUAAUGAGGAAUCAAAAAACACAGCAACAGCACUGUUGUAGGAACUUCAACAGUGGUUAGUUCAUAAUAAUAAUAAUGUUACUGAUUAAAUCAAGGUUUUUGCACCCUUUGGCUAGGCAGAUGUUUUUUAACACUUUCAUAGGCAUUUAGGAAAGUUUUUAAUUUCUUUCUGAGUGACUUAACAUGGAACAAGCACCUUGUAAUAAGCUGAAGAGAGAAAAAGCAUCUUCUGUAUUUUUAAAUUUCUGGUCAAGCACUAGAAAUUUAAUGCAUGGAGCCAAGGCUGUCUGGAAGACUUCAGUUCUGUCCGUUUUGAAAACAUACUAUUGUAAUCAAAGAAGGAUCCCUACAGGACUCUGCCUUGAUUCAGAACAGAUCAUGUCUGUGAAUGAAAACUGUGUGAUGUUGUUUUAAUCUGCAUCAUUCAACACCAGCUUGCGUUGAGUGUUUGAUUUUAUGCCUACUAUGCUUACUCAUUUAUUUUCCUCUGUAAAGUACUUGUCACAGAAGGAACAAGCUGUUUGUGUGUAGGUUGUUACAGCAUUUCUUUUAAUGUUUAGACUUUUCAAGUUUCAAACUCUGAACCCAGCAUGCUUGAGCUGAAGGACCAUCAGCUUCCAAAGAGUAAAGGCUCUUGUCUUGAAUGAACACACUACUUAAAAAAAUCAAAAGCUUAAUGAAGUCAUCCCUUUCACAAACCUUAAAGGACAAAAAUAGAGCAUAGCUAAGCACACAGCAAUAGCUGGGAGGUAGGACUGAGUCAGCCAUAGGAGGGAACUUGGUUGUUUUCCUUUUUUGUAUAACUUCCUGGGGUAUGAGGCAUAAGUUAUUGAGUUGUCAUGGAUAAACAACGUUCUACCCCCUGUCAGUGUAACAGCAAAGUUUUGAAUGAAUGCAUCUGAAUUCUAAGUUUUACUGCAUUUAUCUUGGCAUUAGGAAUUGUUGAUCCAUAGAGGAAAAGAGGGCCAUGCCACCGAAUGUGUGGCUGGCAGCAGUCCUUAGAGGCAGGCAGGACCAGCUUUUGUUACUCCAGUCAACAGUGCAGUUUUUCUCUGCAUUAGGGGUAAAACUGUUUACAGUGCAGAACAUGCACUGUAUUCUAAAACAGUACAUAGAUUUCUAAGUUCAUGGUAGUGCUGAUAGCAAGUCCCAGCUAUGUGUUGUAUCAUCAGUCUUUGCCCUCCAGAUAUGGCUGUUCUCUAUUGACAUCUAUAGGAGCUGAGAAUGUAUAAUACUGUGCAAUAGGAGACUUUCCAGGGGUAAAUAUACAGCUGUGAUGAAGUAAGUUCAGGCCCUAUUUGGUCACAGACUUUUCAUUCUGCUUUCUUAAGUCCCACGCUCUUUUCCUGAAAACAUUUAUUCUUCCUCUCUCCGAAGGAAAAAAUAUCUUGAAUUUGUGUUUAUGUCGUUGCUAUGACAUUCAGUUAAACUGUAUGCAGAUGCAGGUUCUGUUAAUAAGAGGAAAAAAAACUGUACUGUGUACUUCAGUGAACAAAGAUUACCCUGUGUUUGUGUUAAAAUGUUGCUAUGGCAGUGCAUAUGGUUUUAUUUGCUGGGAGUCUGUGGUGAAAUGGAAAGAGGUCACAUGUAUGCAAGACAAGAAAUGGCAGCAAAAACAACUCAAAAUAAAUACUGAAACUGAAAGGGAAAUUGCAGAUGACAUGUAAAAGCAGGAAAAAACAGGGACCGUUGUUUUGCUGUCUGUCUGUCUGUUAUUUGAUAAUAGAAAUAUCUUCCCACUGUGCCCCAGUGGGUCUCAGUGACCCAUGGUACAGUGACUUAGCUCUAAUGAUGCUUUUAUUGUGAGAACUUCUUUCCCUCAAUGGCCCUGUGCAUUGUAGCUUUUCUGUUGUUGCUUUGGAAGCAAAGUUACCCUGGCUUGUCCUGAUUUCACCACUGCUAACUUCUCCUGAGAAAAGCACUUCAAGGCUAUCUUAAUAUAGUAGGCUUUUUGACAGGGGAAAUCAAGAGUGAUAAAAUAGGGGAAGCCACUAGAGCCUUGCCUACCUUUGGGGCAAGGAGAAGUCUUUGUGAACUAGUGAUAGAAACAGUGGAUUUAAUUUAUGGGUUUUUUAACUGGCACAGGAGUCCUUGUAUUUAUCUAAUCCAUUUGCAUGCGGCUUUUUGCAUCAGCUGCAUCAGUACAGCUGUUCGUGUGGUUGCAUGACAAAUCAGAACGAGUUUAAAAUAAUCUGCCAAAGAAGGAGGGAUAAAAAUGAGAAGGGAGAGAGGGAGUCUUUUAGAGAAUAAAUGACCACACUGGGAGCUGGCUAGUUCCUGCAUCGUUCCAGCUGGUGGAAAAGCAAAAGUGUUUUUAAAAUCACAUUGCCACUUUCUUCCGAUCAUCCUUGUUCUGCCUCAACAAGGAGGAAGAAACAACUAUGAAAGCUGCUGUUGCCUUUCCACUCCUUGCUUCCAGGUUCUCUACUGGAACUGUAUUGUAGCUCCAGAAUUUGUCUGUUUUGCCAAGAGUUCCAAUAGGGAGUAGAACUGUGCUCAAGUGAGGUAAAAAUUAAGUUGAGGUAUAGAUAUUAAUGAAAAAGAAUGGACUUGCCAAGAAGUCCCCGUCACUUCCACUCAGCCAGGAGGGCCAACUGUGUCCCAGGGGACAUCAGGCACAGCAUCCCCAGCUGGUCAAGGGAAGUGAUUGUCCUGCUCUGCUCUGCACUGGAGCGGCCUCACCUUAAGUCCUGUGUGCAGUUUUGGGCACCACAAUUUAAAAAAGACAUUAAGCUAUUAGAGAGCAUCCAAAGGAGGGCCACAGGGAUGGGGAAGGUUUUGGAGGGGAAGCCAUAUCAAGUGUGGCUGAGGUCAUUUGGUCUGUGCAGCCUGGAGAAGAGGAAACAGGGGAGAUCUCAUUGCGGUCUCCAUCAUCCUCAAAAGGUAAAGCAGAGGGGCAGGCACUGAUCUCUUCACUCUCAUGACCUGAGACAGGACUCAAGGAAACUGCAUGGUGCUGUGUCAGGGGAGGGUUAGGUUGGAUAUUAGGAAAAGGAUUUUUCACCCAGAGGGUGGUUGAGUACUGGAACAGUCUCCCCAGGGAAGUGGUCACAGCACCAAGCCUGUCUGGGGUUUAAGAAGUGUUUGGACAUUACUCUCAGGCACAUGGUGUGAUUUUUAGGGUGUCCUGCACAGGGCAGGAGUUGAAUUCAAUGGUCCUGAUGGGUCCCUUCCAACUCAGCAUAUUCUAUGAUUCUGUGAUCUAAAGUUUGAGUGAUAUCUCUUUGUUGACCUUUUUUCCGAGCCUCUAUUUUCAGCUGUGCUUGGGCGUUCAUAUUGGUUUUAGUGGGAAUAUUCCACUACAGCACAAGUAUCUACUUCUGUAGAGAAAAAUAUAUUUUCCUCUUUCAAGUUCUUGUUAAUAAACUUGCUGAUUUUACAGCCA
Molecule: messenger RNA, 7005 nt
Organism: Pseudopipra pipra
Lineage: Eukaryota; Metazoa; Chordata; Aves; Passeriformes; Pipridae
Gene: ZNHIT6
Product: zinc finger HIT-type containing 6
Exons: 10
Coding region: 333-1211 (292 amino acids)
Biological process (GO): snoRNA localization; maturation of LSU-rRNA from tricistronic rRNA transcript (SSU-rRNA, 5.8S rRNA, LSU-rRNA); box C/D snoRNP assembly
Cellular component (GO): pre-snoRNP complex; nucleus
Source: RefSeq, a predicted model, not a curated record